Molecule: messenger RNA, 711 nt
Organism: Monodelphis domestica (gray short-tailed opossum)
Lineage: Eukaryota; Metazoa; Chordata; Mammalia; Didelphimorphia; Didelphidae
Source: RefSeq, a predicted model, not a curated record
AUCCCUUAUCUCAGGUAAGUACAUAUGAAGAAACUCACUUCCUGUGUAGUUGGAUGGCGACAAGGCAUUUCGGAUGAGUCUGAGACCUUGUGUUUUGCAGAGACCUCAAAGGGAUUUCAUAGACUUGGUCAAGCUGUUCCCACCACCACACCCUGACACCAGCCCCAGUCCUACACACCCAGAAGAAAUGCAGCUCCUUAGAGAAAAGCCAAGUCCUCCUUCCCCGGACAGGCCCGAGUGGUGCUGCUGUGGACUCUGCCGCCCAUCCCAGCUCCCAGAAAGUAGCAAGUACCUGGAAGAGCUCUGCUGUCGCAAGGAGGGGGGUCCCUGCAUCACCACCUCAGCCCUGUUUGGGGAGCUGGUCCUCUCCAGGGCCGCACUGCGCUUCAUCUUGCUCUACCAAGAGCCCCUGCUGGAGAUGGAUGCUGCCACCCUGAACAACAGGCUCCGGCGCUGUGCCUACGAGCGCUACAUCGACUGGCGCUUUGGCUCUGAGAUCAUGGACAACCUUGCCAUCUUGCCCAGCUGCUGCCGGUGGAAGAUCCGGGAGCACUUUCCCAAGCAAGAUGGAAUGUACACUGGCUUCAGGAGUUCUAAAAGACAUAUCUGGAAAGGCAGAGCUAGCGUUCGUUCUUCUGAUGAUUCACCCGUCUAAAGGUCUACGUAAAGAUCUGACAACAAGCUUUCUCCACGUGAAACUCUCUCUCUCCC